AAUAGUUAGUUAUAAUAUUCAGUUAAGUGUCUAUUUAUUUUAGAAAAAUUAGCAAUUAUUAAAAUUUUGUUAUUUGUAAAAAAAGUUUAAAAUAGAUAUUUAUAAAAUACAAUUUAAAAACUAUUUUUAAUUAGUAUAAUGGAGUUUAAUGUUAAUAAAUAUAACAAAUCUAAUAAAUUGCAAGUUCGCGAUGCAAACGAUCUAAUAAAGAGGAUUAACAAUGAAAACAUCGACAAAAAAUAUGAUAUAAUUUUGGACAUUGGGUGCGGCACUGGAAAUAUUACACAAACAUUAAAUGACAAAUUAUCUGUUGAUCACAUCUAUGGCGUCGAUGUGGACACCGAUAUGAUUGAGUUUGCCCGACAACACCAUCCAAAACCAAACAUAACAUAUUUGUCUCAAGACAUUAGUGUUGAUUGGGAUCAGUUGUCGCCACAGAUUCGGUCACUCGAGUCAAAGGUUUCGUUGAUUUUUACGAACCAUUGUUUUCAUUGGAUUGUCAACAAAGAAAAUGCUGUCAAAAAUAUUGAACGAUUGCUCAACAAAUCGGCUAAAAUCUAUGCAAAUAUCUAUUGGAUUAUUGAUCCGUUUUAUCUUAAUUUAUCAGAUGAAGAGUUAGUGAUUCAUCGAAAAGAGUUUAUGAAUAUUCCGACAAAAGAAAAACAAUUAGAUAUUUGGAUCAAACUAUUCAAUGGCAGUAAUUUGUCGGUCAUUUCGUACAACUUUUUAUUGAAAUCCGCUGAAUAUGAGUUGAAAUCAUUUGAAGAAAAUGUUUUACCUUUAAGUACAACCAUAAGAAAACAAUAUAUUGUUGACUACGAAAAGGAUACACAAUUGAAAAAUGAUAAAAUCAAAGCACAGGUAUUGGCAAAUGUACUCAAAAAUAAAAUUGUGUCGGCCACUUUUGGUGGCAGAGACACGACUGGUUAG
Messenger RNA from Oppia nitens, 930 nucleotides. RefSeq names its product malonyl-[acyl-carrier protein] O-methyltransferase 2-like. Lineage: Eukaryota; Metazoa; Arthropoda; Arachnida; Sarcoptiformes; Oppiidae. The record is from RefSeq and is a predicted model, not a curated record. Bases 139 to 930 code for a protein of 263 amino acids. The transcript has 4 exons.